This is a messenger RNA of Acanthisitta chloris (rifleman), 1910 nucleotides long. RefSeq names its product SURP and G patch domain containing 1 (gene SUGP1). Gene Ontology annotation, biological process: RNA processing. Gene Ontology annotation, molecular function: RNA binding. Gene Ontology annotation, cellular component: nucleoplasm. Lineage: Eukaryota; Metazoa; Chordata; Aves; Passeriformes; Acanthisittidae. The record is from RefSeq and is a predicted model, not a curated record.
GAAAGACGAGCCGCUGGUUCGGGGUGGCUCAGUCCAAGUCGUCGCGGACGAACGUGAACAUCCUGCAGCAGGAGGAGCUGAUCGCGCAGAAGAAGAAGGAGAUCGAGGCUCGGCUGGGGGGGCGGGGAAAGAGAAACUCACUCAGCAUCCAGCAGCUGCCACUGCUCGGGGAUGAUGAAGGCUCUGAGAACGAAACCUCAGUGUCCAACAAGUUUGUGAACGAUGGCAGCUUCCUCCAGCAGUUCCUCAAGCUGCAGAAGGAGAAGUCAAGUGCUGAAACUCCCCCAAGCUCAACCAAUCACUCUGGGAAUUCUCCUGCACCAAGUGGUGGGAAGAAGCCUCUGCUGUUUGGGAAGAGGCCAGGGCAGGUGCUGAGCAGCAUGUUACACCAGGCCAGGAGCUGCUCCCAGCCCAGACACAGCCCAGUCCUCACUCGCCUCAGUGUCUUUCAGUCUCCAGAUGAAGAUGAGGAAGAAGAUUAUGAGCAGUGGUUGGAGAUUAAAGUUUUACCCCCAGAGGACGCUGAGGCCCGGCAGGUGGUGGAAAAGCUGGCUAGGUUCGUGGCUGAAGGGGGACCCCAGUUAGAGAAGGUCGCUAUGGAGGACUACAAGGAUAAUCCUGCUUUUUCGUUUUUGCAUGAUAAGAACAGCAGAGAAUUCCUUUACUACAGAAAGAAAGUGGCAGAGAUAAGGAAAGAGAAUCAAAGUUCUCAGGCAUCUUCUUCCCAGAAAGUUUCACCCCCAGCCGACGAGGAGACCAGGAACUCUGCAGAGACCCUGGCCAGGUUCAUCGCUGCUGGAGGGCCAGAGGUGGAGGCUAUUGCCCUGCAGAACAACAGAGAGAACCCUGCUUUCAGGUUUUUAUAUGAGCCAAACAGCAAAGGCUACAAGUACUACAGGCAGAAGCUGGAGGAGUUCAGAAGGGCCAAAUCCAGCCCUGUGUGUGCCCCUUUGCCUGUGGAGAACAGCUUGAAAAGGAAAAGCAGCCCGGAGGCAUCUCCAUCACCUCUGUGCUUGCCAUCUCUGCCUUUGCCCCUGCCCUCCCCUCUACCUCUGCCCCUGCCGCUCACUCCCCCCACUCCUGCCAACACCACAGCUGCUACUCCAGGCACCACCAAAAAGAAGAGGAAGAGCAGGUGGGGCCCAGAGGAAGACAAGGUGGAAUUGCCUCUCCCACAGCUGGUGCAGCAGCUGGAUUCCCCCUCCCCCCUCUCAGUUCAGGACCUGAAGGGUCUUGGCUAUGAGAAAGGAAAACCAGUUGGUCUGGUGGGUGUGACAGAGCUCUCAGAAGCCCAGAAGAAGCAGCUGAAGGAGCAGCAGGAGAUGCAGCAGAUGUAUGAUAUGAUCAUGAAGCACAAACGAGCCAUGCAGGAGAUGCAGAUGAUGUGGGAAAAGGCCAUUCAGCAGCACCAACACGGCUAUGACAGCGAUGAGGAGGUGGACAGUGAGCUGGGCACGUGGGAGCACCAGCUCAGGCGCAUGGAGAUGGACAAGACACGAGAGUGGGCUGAGCAGCUGACCCAGAUGGGCAGAGGGAAACACUUCAUCGGCGAUUUCCUCCCUCCUGACGAGCUGGAGAAGUUCAUGGAGACCUUCAAGGCAUUGAAGGAAGGACGUGAACCAGAUUACUCUGAAUACAAAGAGUUCAAACUGACCGUGGAGAACAUUGGCUACCAGAUGCUGAUGAAGAUGGGCUGGAAGGAAGGAGAGGGGCUGGGAUCAGAUGGGCAGGGGAUUAAAAACCCUGUCAGCAAGGGAACCACAGCUGUGGACGGGGCAGGUUUUGGCAUCGACCGCCCUGCCGAGCUCACCAAGGAGGAUGAUGAGUACGAAGCUUUCCGCAAGCGCAUGAUGCUUGCGUAUCGCUUCCGCCCCAACCCCCUGAACAACCCACGAAGACCUUACUACUGA